Molecule: messenger RNA, 680 nt
Organism: Spodoptera exigua (beet armyworm)
Lineage: Eukaryota; Metazoa; Arthropoda; Insecta; Lepidoptera; Noctuidae
Source: the annotation of a GenBank genome assembly
CACGGCUCGCUCCAGCAUUCUCCAACCAGACGUACGCUUAAACGCUUCACUGGCUUCGAGAAAAUAUCGUGAAAUACUGUAGAAAUCAUAAAGCCGAGAUUCAGGUCAAUCGCUAACUAAACGGCUUACUAGUGCAACGAAAGUAAAAGUGUUUCGAUUACUCUAACUACUAUCUACGUCACUGCCAACAUGCAGAUUAAGUACGCGUUGGUGUUAUGUUGUGUGGCUGCGGUAUCGGUUGCGCAGUCGCAAAGGCCUCCAGUCUCCGACACAGCGCUUGAUGAUGCCCUACAAGACAAGCGUUUUAUUCAGCGACAGCUUAAGUGCGCGUUGGGCGAAGGACCCUGUGACCCCAUAGGAAAACGACUAAAAACCCUCGCGCCUUUGGUGCUUCGAGGAGCUUGUCCUCAAUGUACGCCACAAGAAACCAAGCAAAUACAGCGCACUCUAUCGUAUGUGCAAAGAAAUUACCCGCAGCAGUGGGCGAAAAUAGUUCGCCAAUACGCAGGAUAGUCCAAAACUCUUUAUGAUAUGUGUUUCACAAACAUCAUUCAAUGAGAUUUUGAUUGGUUAUACGGUAGACAAGUUUAAAAAAAAUCUUACUCCAAAAAUUAAAUAUUGUACCCAAAUGACCAAAACUGUAGUUCUAAAUUGCUAUUAUUUAUUAAUUUUAACACCAG